CAAAUAUGACGUGUAAUUGUCACUAAGCUGUAUUCGUCGGCACCUCACAAUUUCCUAAUAAUAUCGAAAAAGAAGCUCAAAAUGAGCUCUUUCAAGCGUGAAAAGAAGGAAGAAGAAGAUGGCGGUGGUAGCCCUUACCAGAAUUUGGACAAAACAAUAGUGUUGCAAGAAGCGCGAUACUUUAACGAGACUCCUGUGAACCCACGAAAAUGUUCUCAUAUUUUGACGAAGAUCUUAUUCCUCCUCAACCAGGGAGAGAAAUUGUCUACCCAAGAAGCUACAGAUGCAUUUUUCGCGACCACGAAGCUGUUUCAAUCGAAGGAUGUGAUGUUACGUCGGAUGGUGUACUUGUGUAUCAAAGAACUGAGUAAGCUCGCUCAAGAUGUGAUAAUUGUGACGUCUUCGUUGACGAAGGAUAUGACUGGUAAAGAAGAUUUGUACCGCGCGGCGGCUAUACGAGCUCUGUGCAGCAUUACUGACAAUACAAUGCUCCAAGCUAUAGAACGAUACAUGAAACAGGCGAUAGUUGAUAAGAACCCAGCAGUGAGGUCUGCCGCGCUGGUGUCUGCAAUACAUUUGUCAUCUAGUGUCCCUGAUUUGGUACGGCGUUGGGCGAAUGAAGCACAGGAAGCGGUGAACUCUGACAAUGCAAUGGUUUCAUAUCAUGCGUUGGGCAUUUUGGCCAGCACCCGAAGGAAUGAUAAACUGUCUACUGUCAAACUUAUUACUCCUCUUACUAAAUAUACCCUCAAAUCCCAAUAUUCCCUGUGCCUGUUGAUUCGUAUGGUGGCCCAGUUGAUUGAAGAUGAUGAGUCGGAAGCUGCACAGCCAUAUAUUAGGUUCAUACAGUCUUGUUUGGGCCACAAAUCUGAAAUGAUUCUAUAUGAGGCAGCACAUGCAAUUUUAAACCUUAAAAAGACUCCUAGGGACUUAGCGUCGGCCGCCGUCUCUGUGUUGCAAUUAUUUUGUGGUUCUUCUAAAGCUGCCCUAAGAUUGGCCGGAGUCAGGACAUUAGCACGGCUCACAGUCAAACAUCCAACGGCAGUUGCAGCUUGUGCUGUUGACUUAGAGAACCUCAUUUCUGAUCCAAACAGAUCAGUAGCCACAUUAGCUGUUACCACGCUGUUGGCGACAGGUGCGGAAAGCUCAGUCGACCGUCUGAUGAAGCAAAUAUCUAGCUUUGUGUCAGAGAUUUCUGAUGAAUUCAAAAUUGUGGUUGUCAAAGCUAUUCGACGUUUGUGCCAGAAAUUCCCGAGGAAGCAUCAAUCGCUAGCUGCGUUUUUGGCAGGCAUGCUGCGUGAUGAAGGCGGUCUUGAAUACAAAGCUGCGAUCGCAGACGCUAUUAUAGCCCUCGUGGAAGAAAACCCAGAUGCUAAAGAGACUGGAUUGGCUCAUUUAUGUGAAUUUAUCGAGGACUGUGAGCACACGGCAUUGGCUGUUCGUAUUCUACAUUUGCUCGGACGCGAAGGACCAAAAUCCCGCCAACCGUCUCGGUACAUCCGUUUUAUUUACAAUAGAGUUAUUUUAGAGUCGGGCCCAGUGCGGGCCGCAGCGGUCUCUGCCGUGGCACAGUUCGGAGCUCAAAGACCUGAACUGUUGCCAAAUAUAAGAGUUCUUCUCGCUCGUUGCGAAUUGGAUGACGAAGAUGAGGUCCGCGAUCGAGCCAUCUACUACAACGCGAUUCUAGACACGGAUGACCAACAAUUAAUCAAUGAUUACAUUAUUGAUGUUCCAAAACCCAACCCAGUGUUAUUGGAAAGAGCUUUGCGAGACCAUAUCGCCAAUCAACCGCAAGAACCGUUCGAUAUCAUGACCGUGCCGACCGAAGAACAGAAAGAGACGAAGGAGGACGUUGUGGAGAUCGAAGUGCGUAAACCUAAACAGAUGUCAAUCGAGGAAAUCUAUUCAGAACAGCUGACUAAAGUGCCUGGCAUCGAAAAACUCGGUCCGAUAUUCAAGACGAACAUCCCGGUAGAGUUGACAGAGGCGGAAACGGAAUAUCGCGUACGAUUGCUGAAGCACGUUUUCGUUCGUCACGUUGUACUGCAGUUUGAGUGCAUCAACACGCUGAGUGACCAAAUAUUGGAACAGGUCCACGUGAGAUUAGAAUGUCCGCCCGACUACGAAGUGAAGUCUAUCGUCCCGUGCCCGAAACUCGUUUACGAUAAACCUGCGAGCGUUUUCGUAGUAGUCGAAUUUCCGAGUUCUUAUUUGGACAGUUUGGGCACUUUCGGGGCUACGUUAGAGUUUGUGGUUCGGGAUUGUGAUCCCAAUACUGGAAUUCCGGAUCCCGGAGAAGGUUAUGCGGAUACGUAUCCUUUGGAAGAGUUUUAUGUGGGUUGUUCUGACCAGAUCCGCGCGAGAUCAAUGGGAGAGGAUUGGGACCAGACGUGGGAUAGAGCGGCGGGCAUCCCAGAGAUUUCCGAUACUUAUGCGCUUCCUGAACAAGAUCCGAAUGCGGCUGCAAAGUCUGUAUGUGAAUACUUGGGGUUGCCGAAAGCGACGAUAGUCGGGGACGCGGUUAAGGAGAUUAGAGGAGGGGGUGUAUUUAGAGGGGGUGCUCCGUUCUUGGUGAAGGCUCGGAUCGCGUCGAGUAACGUGGGAGUCACCAUGCUACUAGCAGCUCGGUCCCCCAGAGAGGAUGUCGCCCAACUAUUGUUAGCUGCAGUAGGAUAAUUUCUUUUUUGUAUUAAUAUAUCAUUUAUUUUAGCCGUUAGUAAUAUAAUUAAGUAUAUAAUCAUACUUUAAUAUACUACAAUUACAUAAUGAAUUUUUGUAUGAAAAAGAUAUCAAAACUUAAAAAUUAAAAUGUAUUAACAAAAGUUACUUCUACAACCUAUAGCAGAAGACGACCAAGACGGAAAAGACAGAAUUGAUGCCCUAAAUAAAUUGGGCAAGCCUGACCAAUUCUCAUUGACCAGAUCUCAUUUUAUGACAUUUUUUACAGAGAAUCGAUGGGCUAGGUCUGUCUAGGUAAAAAUAAGGCCCAGAUAAGCGUCUGCCUGUCUAAUGUAUAUGUAUCUAGUAUCUACCUACCUAAGUAAUAAUUCAGUUUUUGUUGUUACAGUGGCAAUAAACCGAUUUGUAUGUAAUUGUAGAAAAUAAAGUUAUUAUAACUAAA
Maniola jurtina (meadow brown) is the source of this 3121-nucleotide messenger RNA. It is a transcript of the gene gammaCOP, whose product is annotated as coatomer subunit gamma. Gene Ontology annotation, cellular component: COPI vesicle coat; Golgi membrane; endoplasmic reticulum-Golgi intermediate compartment. Bases 82 to 2676 code for a protein of 864 amino acids. Gene Ontology annotation, molecular function: structural molecule activity. The record is from RefSeq and is a predicted model, not a curated record. Gene Ontology annotation, biological process: intra-Golgi vesicle-mediated transport; organelle transport along microtubule; intracellular protein transport. NCBI's taxonomy places the organism in Eukaryota, Metazoa, Arthropoda, Insecta, Lepidoptera, Nymphalidae. The transcript has 2 exons.